Molecule: messenger RNA, 696 nt
Organism: Colletotrichum orchidophilum
Lineage: Eukaryota; Fungi; Ascomycota; Sordariomycetes; Glomerellales; Glomerellaceae
Product: chromo domain-containing protein
Exons: 3
Coding region: 1-696 (231 amino acids)
Source: RefSeq, a predicted model, not a curated record
AUGUCCGCGCCGCUCGUGUUCAAAGGCCGGGAGCACGCGAUGACACAAAAUGAGCUUGCUGCCUCCUCGGCUGCAACCAAGGCUAAUGGUCCUGAGGACGAGAACGAGGAGGAAAGAAUUCUGAAGAUUGAGUCUGACUUAGUCGAGCCUCCCGGUGGUUCUGAAAAGAUGGUCGGCAGAAAGCGCCAACCCAGUCAACCAGCCACGAACAAGGCUGCCAAAAAGCGCAAGCAGGCCGAGGUUCAAGAAGCUCUGAAGGAGCCCUCUCAGACUGCCCUAACCUCGCUCGAGAACCAGUCGUCAUCUCAGUAUGUCACACCUGGGUCUACUUCACCAAUCGGCCGGAAUACUACCAAGUCCGGUAACUCCACGGGAGUCGCGCCUGCCGCGCAAAUGCUUCCCCUCGGUACCUCCAUCCCCAAUGGUGAGAGUGGUCCCGAGGAUCACGGUACUAGCGAUACUGAGAGAGACGAUGUCUUCCCCAAGCCGGCUCAAGUUCCUAGGAGACGCGGUCGUCCCAGAAAGACUCAUGAUACUGUCUCAACCAACGCCAAACCCCCGGUACCGGCUGGAUCAACCACCAAAGGCAAGUCCAGGCCCACAGGCCCUUGCUUACGUCGAUCUACUCGUGGCGCUGCCACAGAGAAGGCCAUUCCGGCGAAGAAGGUACUUGCAACCGCCCUGUCCUUUAGAUAG